This is a messenger RNA of Beta vulgaris subsp. vulgaris (sugar beet), 1441 nucleotides long. RefSeq lists its product as hypothetical. The record is from RefSeq and is a predicted model, not a curated record. The transcript has 7 exons. The coding region runs from base 136 to 1437 and encodes 433 amino acids. Lineage: Eukaryota; Viridiplantae; Streptophyta; Magnoliopsida; Caryophyllales; Amaranthaceae.
GUGGUAAAGAAGAAGAAAAAAAAAAUGGGAAAAGAGUUAAAGACGGCAUCACGGCAUUAAGGCCCUAAUUGAGAGACAUGGAAGUCGGAGAAGAGUCCAGACUCGUCGUCUUUGUUCAUUAACAAACAAUUAAGAAUGGGAAUUGGAAUGGGAAUUGGAAGUCACGGACCCCUAAUUGAGCUAUCGGCUGCUUGUUGUCAUGUAGGCGAAUUGGUCCAACUCAUCGUCUUUGUUCAUUGCUCAACUCCCGUUCAGGGAAAGGUAAGUGUAAACUCAAAAUCAUGUAAAGUGGUGAGGACAGACUUGAAAGUUGGAGACGAGUCCAGACCAUAUUUCUUCAUCUCCCUCUGGAAUUCCCACAUUCCCAAGGCUUCCUCUGUCUCUGCUGGCGACUUUCUUUUUUUACGAAAUGUUCAAGUUAUGGAAUUUAGGGCUAUGGUUGAAGCUAGGAGUGUCCCUUAUUCAUCCUUUCUUCCUCUCAUCCAUACUUAUACUUAUUCUUCCCUCCUUUCUCCAGGCGUCGAUGAUUUGGUCACAUCUUGCCCCCUUGUGGAAACCGCUAAAGAAAAGCUUAGGAGGGUCAUACACUGGGUGAGGGUGAACCAAACAUCAUCACUUCCACGGACUACUCUCUCUAAUCAAACUCCAGCUUCACCAAACUGGAAGGUGCACAAACAGGAAAAACCUCGUGACUGUCUCUUGCUCUCACAGGUAUUAGCCCUGUCUGCUCCUUGUAAGGCUGUCUUUCAUGCGUCAAUUGGUGAAGUUCUUCUGCAAUCUCUGCCACUCGUUCUUGAGAAAGAAAGGCGAUUCCUCAGCAGGCGAUUGGUUACCAAAACAGACAUUAUAGUGGAAGAUAUGAUUUCUACAGGCUGCCAGCUCUGUGGACUCCCAUUGUGUUCAGAUUCCACCAGUGUCGGAAAAGACAGUCCAUUAUAUUGUGGCAAGAGCUCAAAUCGACUUCAUAUUGUUGGCUUCAUAUACAGGCCAUUUAUGCUCUACGUGUGGGAUAAGUCAGAGUAUAUUCCACUUCUUGUUACAAAUAAGGCAGCUGAACUCCUGUUUGGGAACAUCACUGCUGAAAAAGUGUACCUGUCAUACAAGGAUGACCAAAAGGAUCCUCAGAAGCUGAAAAACCCUGUGAAGGCACAUGUUAAUGUACAGGAUUCUGUAAAAGUUGAGGAGAAAAGGAUUGAGUCUAGCCCAUCAGUGGGAGCUAUGGGAUUAGAGACGAGGAGGAAUUAUAAUGACUCGCGAAGCCGAAACUUCUAUCUGAUUUGGUUAAUUGUGUUAAAGAUGUUGCUGCUUCAAGGGAAAAAUAGCUUGUUAAAGUUUGAAGCUCAUGUUAAUCCUAGCUUGGAACCGGAGGAUGGGAGAUUUCAGAUGAUAACCGUGUCCAUGCCAUGUUCAAAUUAUAAAAAAAGUUCUGAUAUUUAAAGAA